CAUGGAUAAAUCUGGAUUAUUCAAGGACUGGAUGAAGCAGAACCUUUCUGCCCCAGACUUUGGGACCAGAACUUUGUUUCCUUCACAUCCUUCACAACCUUCAGCUGCAGCUCCAGCCAGAGGUUCCCAGGAAACGAUGUCUCAUCUCCUCUGUGCCUUACUGUCCUUGCUUUCCUUUGCUGCCCUACUGGAAAGUGCCCAGUGGAAACUGCAGGAAAAUGUGCUCGUCAUCGAAUCCCAGUGGGACGCCGAGGCCCCGGCCAGCAGCGUGGAGCUCACCUGUGACAGCUCAGAGGAGCAGGUUUACUGGGAAAAGGACUCAGAAUGGAAGCAGGAAGGGAAGACUCUGACUGCUGCAGUGAAGGAGUUCCCAGAUGCUGGGAAUUACAGCUGCCUGAGCCAGCAGAGCCACAAAGUGCUCAGCUCCCACCUCCUCCUCAUCGCCAAAAUCAACUCCCAGGGGCAGAUGCUGAGGUGGAUCCUGAAAAGCUUCAAAGGGUCCAGUGAGACAUUUUUGAAGUGUGAGGCAAAGAACUACUCUGGAAUUUUCACAUGUUCCUGGAUGACAGAAAAUAAGAGCCCAGAUGUGAAGUUCACCAUCAGAAGCCUGAAAGGCCCCCAGGGGGACGUGUCCUGCAGCAGCCCCGUGGCUGUCACCGAGGGGGCCCUGACCACCUACACAGCCCAGUGCCACAAGGAGAGCUUCUGUCCCUUUGCUGAGGAGCACCAGCCCAUCGACAUCUUCCUGGAGGUCAUCGACCUGGUGGAGUACGAGAACUACAGCGCCAGCUUCUUCAUCAGGGACAUCAUAAAGCCUGACCCCCCCCAGUGCCAGUACGUGGCCACCAAUGGAACAGUGACCUGGGCAUAUCCCAGAACCUGGAGCACCCCAAACUCCUACUUCCCUUUGACUUUCAAGGUCAAAGUUAAAAGACCAAGGAAACACAGAUACCAGGUGUACGACACGGAGGAGCAGUCCCUGCAGCUGGCAGCCCCCGGGCCAGCAGAGGUGUGGCUGCAGGCCAGGGACUGCUGCUACCUCUCCUCCUGGAGCGAGUGGUCCUCGCCCUGCAGGUAA
This is a messenger RNA of Ficedula albicollis (Collared flycatcher), 1078 nucleotides long. It is a transcript of the gene IL12B, whose product is annotated as interleukin 12B. Bases 2 to 1078 code for a protein of 358 amino acids. Gene Ontology annotation, molecular function: protein binding. The record is from RefSeq and is a predicted model, not a curated record. Lineage: Eukaryota; Metazoa; Chordata; Aves; Passeriformes; Muscicapidae. The transcript is spliced from 8 exons.